UUUCGAGUGGAUAACAUCGUCUUCCGUCUUCGGCAAGCUAGAUCUCUGGGUACUGCACAAUCGCUAGACAGCCACCGUGUAGACGUGGUAGCUCAUAAUGCUGUAACCGUUGCUCAACGGACAUCCCGGGAUGACCGAGAGAGAAGAGACGCAACUUGUAUUGGUGACACACCUGGGGCCAUUGCUGGUAUGCAAAGCCUCGGCUCAAGCAUCAGUUACAGUGUCAAGCAGGUAUGUCCUAAAAACCUAUUGGUGUUUUGAUCGAUGUCUACAGAUCAAAAUUCGAAGUAGUGGGCCCGUGUCAAGAAGCUCAGCCAUCAGCCACUGCAGGCGACUGCUACGAGCCGAACGUUGGAAACAGUCGAUCAUGGAAUUCACGGAGAGAAAAGCAAUGACCUGAGAGCAGGAAAGAACCCAUUUCUCACGCGGUAUCGUCACCAAAGUGGGGGGAAAUAAUGAGACGGG
Messenger RNA from Aspergillus fijiensis CBS 313.89, 465 nucleotides. RefSeq lists its product as uncharacterized. Bases 131 to 400 code for a protein of 89 amino acids. Lineage: Eukaryota; Fungi; Ascomycota; Eurotiomycetes; Eurotiales; Aspergillaceae. The transcript has a single exon. The record is from RefSeq and is a predicted model, not a curated record.